UUCGGAUGCCGGUAGUUGCUGUAUCACAACAAGCUGCUUAAAGAGUGUUAAACAGAAAGUUUUAACAAGUUUGAUUAAAGGAACCAAGUUUAUUUCUGAUAUUGAAAAGAAAACAUGAAUUCAGGAAGGGGCGGUAGUCGAUUUUCGGGUUUUAGUGUGGGCCCAAGACCUAGAGCGAAUCUGAACAAAGCUGAUGGCAGCCUUCAUGCAGUUCCCCCGCCACCGUCAAUGACGAGACUGGGCAAUCCGAACACCAUACCUCUUGCCACACGAUUUUCGCGGCCUGGCGUUCCAAGUAGCACCUCAGCCAGUUAUAAUAGAUUUCAUCCUCAACCUGGAGCUGGCCGUAUUGAUGUUGAGCUUAUACCGCCUGUGUCAGUUAGUAAACAAGGUUAUAGCACGCUUAAUGCAAUUAGCCAAGGUGCAAUUAACACCACAUAUGGUGUGCCUACCAAUAGGCCCAAAACUGAAGACGAUUACUUUGAUGAAGAUGAUGAUGAACCCCCAUCAAAUGAACCCCUGUAUCAACCAGGACCUGAUUCACCAACCUUUACAGGAAAUGCUGAGUCUGAUGAUGAAGAAGACCCAUUGGAUGCCUUUAUGAAUGAUCUCAACAAAAAAGUUAAAAAAGAAGAAGUAAAAAUUCCUUUAAAAGAAGAAUCAAGUGGAAAAGGCAAAGGCAAAGCCUUACGGCAUGAUAUUGAAGAAGAAGACGAUGAAGAAUCAUACUAUCGCUAUAUUAAAGAAAAUCCACUAGCUGGGUUGCAAGCAGAUGACUCAGACUCAGAGCAAAUUGAAUAUGAUGAGGAUGGAAUUCCAAUAAAACUUGGAAAAAAACACAUUGAUCCUCUUCCACCGAUCGACCAUUCUGCUAUUACAUACCUUCCGUUUGAAAAAAAUUUCUACGAAGAGCAUGAGGAGAUAAAGAACCUGCCACUUAACCAGUCUAAUGAACUGAGAGAAACACUGGGCCUGAAAGUGUCUGGAAUCUCAAUCCCGAAACCAGUAUGCAGUUUCGCCCACUUUAAUUUCGAUGAAAAAUUGCUUAACGUGAUUCGUAAGUCCGAGUUCACAAAUCCUACUCCUAUCCAGUCUCAAGCAAUACCAGCUGCGCUGUCAGGCCGAGACGUUAUUGGUAUAGCUCAGACUGGAAGUGGAAAAACGGCCGCUUUUCUCUGGCCGAUGAUAGUCCAUAUAUUGGAUCAAUCCGUUCUAAAACAAGGCGAUGGACCUAUCGGUGUUAUAUUAGCACCUACGCGAGAACUCAGUCAACAAAUCUACACCGAAGCAAAAAAGUUUUGCAAAGUUUUCGGCAUCAGUGUUGUUUGCUGUUAUGGUGGUGGAUCCAAAUGGGAGCAAUCGAAAGAUUUGGAACAAGGUGCCGAAAUUGUAGUUGCCACUCCUGGUCGAAUGAUUGAUCUGGUUAAGAUAAAAGCCACAAACUUGCAGCGAGUUACCUUUUUGGUCUUGGAUGAAGCAGACCGAAUGUUUGAUAUGGGGUUUGAGCCCCAAGUGCGAUCUAUUUGCAAUCAUGUUCGUCCGGAACGACAAACCCUUCUUUUUAGCGCAACAUUCAAAAAAAGAAUAGAAAAACUUGCCCGUGAUGUGCUGUCUGAUCCAAUUCGAAUCGUUCAGGGUGAUGUUGGUGAGGCGAAUCAAGACGUUACGCAAGUAAUUGAAGUUAUAGCUCCUACUGCUAAGUACAGCUGGCUCAUUGUACGCCUAGUAGAGUUUAUGGCUUCGGGAUCCGUGCUCAUUUUCGUGACAAAAAAGGCGAAUGCUGAAGAACUCUGUGCCAGCCUUAAAUCCAGAGAACUGUCUGUCGCCCUACUACAUGGUGACAUGGAUCAGAUAGAUCGUAACCAAGUCAUUAGCGCUUUCAAAAAGAAAGAGAUGGACAUUCUCGUAGCCACAGACGUGGCUGCUCGUGGUCUCGAUAUUCCUCACAUACGAACCGUCGUUAACUACGACAUCGCCCGAGAUAUUGAUACACACACUCACCGAAUCGGAAGGACAGGUCGCGCUGGUGAAAAAGGCAUGGCCUACACCUUAGUGACUCCCGCAGACAAAGAAUUCGCUGGGCAUUUAGUUAGAAAUUUGGAAGGAGCAAGUCAAGUAGUACCGGAGCCGUUGAUGGAUCUUGCCAUGCAGAGUGCAUGGUUCCGCAAAUCGCGUUUCAAGGGCGGCCAAGGACGGAAGCCUAAUGUCGGUGGACGGGGAUUGGGAUACUCGGAUAAAACGUCCACCGCUGCCAACAGAACACUCACUGGUGCCAAUGCAAUUAAACCGGUUUUCCAAAGUGGACCGAUUUCCUUUUCUAAACCUACUCAAGGACCAGCUGUCGCAGCAGGACCCAGUGGUGGUCGUUUGGCUGCAAUGAAGGCCGCUUUUCAAUCUCAAUAUAAACAACAGUUCUGCAGCAGCUCUGAUAGUAAACCACCUCAACCUUUGGCUUCCGAUUCAAGUUCAGCCGAAGGUAGUGGACAACGGCCCGUGAAGAAAAAGAGCAGAUGGGACGAUUGAAAGUAACAAAAAUACUGGCUGUUUCAUAAAUCUUCGCGAUCGUGUAAAAUAAACAAUGCGACACCAUUCGGA
Daphnia magna is the source of this 2595-nucleotide messenger RNA. RefSeq names its product ATP-dependent RNA helicase DDX42. The record is from RefSeq and is a predicted model, not a curated record. Gene Ontology annotation, molecular function: RNA helicase activity; RNA binding; ATP binding. NCBI's taxonomy places the organism in Eukaryota, Metazoa, Arthropoda, Branchiopoda, Diplostraca, Daphniidae.